GAGGUGUAGAUCGUGUUGUUUGGUUACAGUGGGACAUAUCGCCAACUUGACAACGGACACUUGGAGGAAGGGGAACAAGAAGGCACUGUAAUAAAGGGAGAAAGAUACCGAGCCACCGGAUAACAGGAGGAGGCAUUGAACCGUUCAGCAACGCCUAUAUCCUCGCCAAUAUGGACAAGGCGGACCAGCUCCCCAAUGGGGAGACACAGCAGAGCUACAAGCUGGUCACGUUUGCGGAAGGGGAUCCGGAAAACCCGAAGAACUGGUCCAAAGCGUUCAAGUGGUACAUCACCAUGAUCGUCGCCGCUACGUGUUUCGUCGUCGCGUUCUGCUCUAGUGUCAUCACAUCGGACAUCGAAGGCGUUUCGCGGGAGUUCAAUGUCAGUCACGAGGCCGCGCUCGUGACCAUCACGGUCUUUGUUGUUGGGUUCGGUGUCGGGCCCAUGGUCUUCGCGCCGCUUUCUGAGGUCUAUGGGAGGCGCAUUAUCUAUGGCUCGACUCUGCUCCUUGCUGUCGUCUUCAUCAUUCCGUGCGCGGUCGCCAAGAACCUCGGCACUCUCAUCGUUUGCAGAGCCAUCGAUGGCAUCGCCUUCUCGGCGCCCAUGACUCUGGUGGGCGGCACGCUGGCGGAUCUCUGGCGCAACGAAGAGCGCGGCGUGCCGAUGGCCGCCUUCUCCGCCGCCCCUUUCAUCGGACCAGCAAUUGGUCCCCUCAUUGGCGGUUUCCUCUCGGACGCUGCCGGCUGGCGCUGGCUGUACUGGAUCCAGCUGAUCUUCGCCUUUGUCGUCUGGGUCCUGAUCACCUUCACCGUCCCGGAGACGUACGCGCCGACGAUCCUCGCCCGGCGCGCGGCAAAGCUGCGGAAGCAAACGGGCGACAACGGCCACGUCACCGAGGCCGAGCUCGACCCGCGGCCCUUCUCGGAGCGCAUCGGCGUCUUCCUGGUCCGGCCCUUCCAGCUGCUCUUCCGCGAGCUCAUCGUGUUCCUCAUCAGCCUGUAUAUGUCGGUGCUCUACGGCCUGCUGUACAUGUUCUUCGUCGCCUACCCCAUAAUCUUCCAGGCGCGCAAGGGCUACUCGGCCGGCACCACGGGCCUCAUGUUCAUCCCGCUCGCCGUCGGCGUCAUCCUGUCGGCCUGCUGCUCGCCCUUCGUCAACCGGCACUACCUGAGCCUCGUGGCCAAGCACAACGGCAAGCCGCCCGCCGAGACGCGCCUGAUCCCCAUGAUGUGCUCGUGCUGGUUCAUCCCCGUCGGCCUGUUCAUCUUCGCCUGGACCUCGUACCGCGACCUGAUCUGGGUCGGGCCCUGCCUCGCCGGCCUGCCCGUCGGCUUCGGCUUCAUCUUCCUCUACAACUCGGCCAACAACUACCUGGUCGACUCGUACCAGCACCAGGCCGCGUCGGCUCUCGCCGCCAAGACGUGCAUCCGCUCGUUCUGGGGCGCCGGCGUCGUGCUGUUCACCGAGCAGAUGUACGAUCGCAUGGGCGACCAGUGGGCGUCGACCUUCCUGGCGUUUCUGAGUCUCGCGUGCUGUGCGAUCCCGUUCGUGUUUUACCGGUAUGGACCCGCCAUCAGGCGGCGCAGCAAGUAUGCGUAUGGCGGGGACGAGUACACGACUGCGUCGGACUCGGAGCUCGAGAAGGGGGUCGCGAGGGAUCCGAAUGUGCCGCUCCAUGCCGAUAUGGAGGAUUUGGAACGGGCGAGGAGCUAUGUUGCCAAUCCGUAAAAGCGACGUUGGUGGGGGCCGUGUCGGGGUGGUGGGAGGAUGCUGUCGGUGGUGGGUGGUCUUUUACAACGUGUUGUCGGGCACGAGAGUUUAUCUUCAUAUUGGAGAGAGAGGUGGUCGUUCUCAAAAAAAGUUGGACGGAUGCGAUGUGUCGAUGUUGGAAAAGCAGGGCCAGAGGAACUUGUUCUUCUUGGCUUCUUGUUGAUGUUCUCCUUUGGUGCUUUGGGUCUGUGGACGGCGGCGGGUAUCGGCUGCAUUGCAUCGGAGCAUAUGGUUAGGUGGAUCUGUUUCAGUGUCAUGAUAGACGGAUACCAAAGUAAUACGGAUAGGACCUUAGACCUCUUCAACUCGUCCCCC
Chaetomium strumarium is the source of this 2084-nucleotide messenger RNA. RefSeq names its product major facilitator superfamily domain-containing protein. Bases 171 to 1727 code for a protein of 518 amino acids. Gene Ontology annotation, molecular function: transmembrane transporter activity. The transcript has 5 exons. Gene Ontology annotation, biological process: transmembrane transport. Lineage: Eukaryota; Fungi; Ascomycota; Sordariomycetes; Sordariales; Chaetomiaceae. The record is from RefSeq and is a predicted model, not a curated record. Gene Ontology annotation, cellular component: plasma membrane.